AUGGCUUCUCCUUCUUCUUCCACUUCUUUGGUUAGUACACUCCUUCUUUCUCCACACAAUGGCUAUAAAGUCUGGGAAGACCCAUCAUUCAUCAAAUGGAGAAAAAGAGACCCUCAUGUUCAUUUACAUUGCCAUGAAUCCAUUGAAGGAUCUCUGAAAUAUUGGUAUCAACGCAGCAAAGUGGAUUUUCUGGCUUCUCAAUCUGCUGUUUGGAAAGAUGAUGCUGUUAAUGGAGCUCUUGAGAGUGCUGCUUUUUGGGUCAAAGACUUGCCUUUUGUUAAAUCUUUGUCUGGAUAUUGGAAAUUUUACUUGGCUUCUAAUCCCAGCAAUGUCCCUACUAAGUUUCAUGAAAAUGAGUUUCAGGAUUCAGAAUGGAAUACUUUACCUGUUCCUUCGAAUUGGCAACUCCAUGGAUUCGACCGUCCUAUAUAUACGAAUGUAACGUAUCCGUUUCCGCUUGAUCCUCCCUUUGUUCCUUCGGAAAAUCCUACUGGCUGCUACAGAAUGGACUUCCAACUUCCUAAAGAAUGGGAAGGUAGAAGAAUUUUGUUACAUUUUGAAGCAGUUGAUUCGGCCUUUUGUGCAUGGAUAAACGGGCAUCCUAUAGGAUAUAGUCAAGACAGCAGGCUACCUGCGGAGUUUGAAGUCACCGAUUUUUGUCAUCCAUGUGGUUCAGACUUGAAGAAUGUUCUGGCCGUUCAAGUGUUUAGAUGGAGUGACGGGUGUUACCUAGAGGAUCAGGAUCACUGGCGUUUAUCUGGCAUCCACCGUGAUGUUCUUCUUCUCGCAAAGCCAGAGGUAUUUAUCACAGACUAUUUCUUCAAAUCAAACCUCGCUGAAGAUUUUUCUUACGCAGAGAUGCUGGUUGAAGUUAAAAUCGAUAGAUUACAAGAUACAUCAAAAGACAAUGUUCUUACAAACUACACCAUAGAAGCUACACUGUUUGAUUCCGGAAGCUGGGAAUCCUCCGACGGGAAUCCUGAUCUACUUUCGACAAAUGUAGCAGACAUAACAUUCCAACCAACAACUGCGCCGUUAGGGUUUUACGGUUAUACGCUCGUGGGAAAACUGCAAUCACCAAAGCUGUGGUCAGCAGAACAGCCGUACCUCUAUACAUUAGUUGUUGUCCUCAAAGAUAAAUCCGGCCGUGUGCUUGACUGCGAGUCAUCUCAAGUAGGCUUUAAAACUGUAUCUAAAGCCCACAAACAACUCCUCGUUAACGGACAUCCCGUUGUAAUACGAGGCGUGAACAGACAUGAACAUCAUCCCGAAGUUGGAAAGGCAAACAUAGAAGCCUGCAUGGUCAAGGACUUGGUCUUAAUGAAGCAAAACAAUAUUAAUGCCGUGCGGAACAGCCAUUAUCCUCAACAUCCGCGUUGGUACGAGUUAUGUGAUCUGUUUGGCAUGUACAUGAUAGAUGAAGCCAAUAUCGAGACACAUGGUUUCGAUUAUUCGAAACAUCUCAAGCAUCCUACUUUGGAACCAGUAUGGGCAACUGCAAUGUUGGACCGUGUGAUUGGCAUGGUCGAGAGGGAUAAAAACCACACGUGCAUUAUUUCCUGGUCUUUAGGGAACGAAUCUGGAUUCGGAACAAAUCAUUUCGCUAUGGCUGGUUGGAUUCGUGGAAGAGAUUCUUCGCGGGUGAUACAUUAUGAAGGAGGCGGAUCAAGAACUCCGUGCACUGAUAUCGUGUGCCCUAUGUAUAUGCGUGUUUGGGACAUGUUGAAAAUUGCCAACGAUCCUACCGAAACACGUCCUCUGAUACUCUGCGAGUAUUCACAUGCAAUGGGAAACAGCAAUGGGAACCUGCAUAUAUAUUGGGAAGCGAUCGACAACACAUUCGGACUCCAAGGAGGAUUUAUAUGGGAUUGGGUUGAUCAGGCUCUGCGGAAAGUUCACGCAGAUGGUACAAAGCGUUGGGCAUAUGGAGGUGAAUUCGGAGAUAUUCCUAAUGAUUUGAAUUUUUGUUUGAAUGGUCUUGUAUGGCCUGAUCGAACUGCUCAUCCUGUUUUACAUGAAGUCAAGUACUUAUACCAACCGAUCAAAGUGAAUUUCACUGAAGGGAAAUUAGAGAUAAAAAAUACUCAUUUUUUUCAAACAACAGAAGGAUUGGAGUUCACCUGGUAUAUUUCUGCAGAUGGAUACAACCUUGGAUCUGGUAAGUUGAGUCUUCCCUCAAUAAAGUCUCAAGGCAGUUAUGCUGUCGAUUGGCAAUCGGGUCCAUGGUAUACUCUAUGGAAUUCAUCGUCAUCAGAAGAACUGUUCUUGACAAUAACUGCUAAGCUUUUGAACUCGACACGCUGGGUUGAAGCUGGUCAUAUUGUUUCCACUGCUCAAGUUCAACUGCCUCCUAGGAGAGACAUUGUUCCUCAUGCUAUUGAUAUUCACGGUGGCGCUCCAGUUGUUGAAACCGUUGGAGAAAUAAUUAAAAUAAGCCAGCAAGAUGUUUGGGACAUAACAUUGAACACUAAAACAGGUUUAAUCGAAAGCUGGAAGGUAAAAGGAGUACAAGUUAUGAAUAACGGCAUACACCCGUGUUUCUGGCGAGCUUCUAUCGAUAAUGAUAAAGGAGGAGGAACUGAUAGUUAUUUGUCCAAAUGGAAAGCUGCUGGAAUUGACAGUGUCCACUUUAUCGCUGAGAGCUGUUCUGUACAGAAUACGACAGGAAACGCGGUUAAAGUGUUGGUGGUUUUCCAUGGUGUUACCAAGGGCGAGAAAUCAAAGGUUUUAUUUACAACAGAAAUGACAUACACUAUUUAUGCUUCUGGAGAUGUCAUUUUGGAUUUCAACGUGAAGCCGGAUUCCAAUCUUCCUCCUUUGCCACGGGUGGGAAUCGAGAUGAACUUGGAAAAAUCAUUGGAUCAAGUAAGUUGGUAUGGAAGAGGGCCGUUCGAGUGUUAUCCAGACAGAAAGGCUGCUGCAAAUGUUGCAGUUUACGAGAAGAAUAUCGAUGAGUUGCAUGUUCCUUAUAUUGUUCCUGGUGAAUGUGGUGGCAGAGCAGAUGUUAGAUGGGCAACAUUUGUAAACAAAAACGGUUUCGGAAUAUAUGCUUCAAAGUAUGGUAACUCUCCACCCAUGCAGAUGAGUGCAAGCUACUAUAGCACUUCGGAACUUGAUCGGGCGGCACACGAUUAUGAGCUUGUUAAAGGAGAUAGCAUUGAGGUUCAUCUGGAUCACAAGCACAUGGGGUUGGGGGGAGAUGACAGUUGGUCUCCGUGUGUUCACAACCAAUAUUUGGUUCCUGCGGUGCCGUAUUCCUUCUCUGUCAGGUUGUCUCUGGUAACUCCGGCUACUACUGGUAACGACAUCUACAGAUCUCAGCUUCAAACCUCUUGA
Messenger RNA from Lathyrus sativus (Indian pea), 3336 nucleotides. Lineage: Eukaryota; Viridiplantae; Streptophyta; Magnoliopsida; Fabales; Fabaceae. The record is from the annotation of a GenBank genome assembly.